Molecule: messenger RNA, 1032 nt
Organism: Chlorella variabilis
Lineage: Eukaryota; Viridiplantae; Chlorophyta; Trebouxiophyceae; Chlorellales; Chlorellaceae
Exons: 5
Coding region: 1-1032 (343 amino acids)
Source: RefSeq, a predicted model, not a curated record
AUGACGGUGGAGGAGUCGCCCCUGGCGUCAGCGGCGCAGCAGCUGCGACGCGACGUGCAACUCUUCCACGACAUCUUGCUAGGGGAGGAGGGCGAUGUGGACGGCGUGGUGCUGGCCAGCAAGCUGACGCUGGCCGGGUACCGCGUCAGCGUGCGGCAAGCGCUGGGCGGCGGCCAGGGCACCGCCGUCUUCUCCAACCUGCGCCACUCCUUCCUGCUGGUCACCGUGCCCCAGGGCUGCCCCUGCGCAGGAGUAGACUUCAUCGUUGAGCCCCACUUCCGGGAGCAGUUUGAGAUCAGCCAGCCCACUGCGCGGUACAGCGGCCUGCUGUCCAUGGUGCCCGCCGUGUUUGUGGGGACGUCGGUGGAGCUGACCCCGCUGGUGCAGCUGCUGUGCUCCGAGAUGACGCUGGCCUUUGAGCAGCACGGCCUCAGCCUGCCGCCCUGGCGCCAGAGCAAGAGCCUGCUCAGCAAGUGGCUGCCCUCCAAGGUGCGCGACUACGACCUGUCGCCCUACGCCUCGCCCCGCGCCGCCUCCCCAGAGCUCUCCUUCCCCCUCACCUGCUUCGCGGGGGGCCCCGGCAGCAGCCACCCCGUCAGCGAGAGCGCGUCGGGCACCAUCACGCCGGCCUUCUCGAGCGGCGAGGACGCGUCGCCGCGCGCCGUGCUGCGUGGCGCCUCGGCCCUGCUGCUAGGCGAGCAGCAAGCGGUGGGCCCCGCCGUCGAGGGCCAGGCCGCCGGGCCGCCCCCGCUGCAGCGCAAGUCGCUGCUCAGCUCCAGCCUGGCCGCCACCGGCCGCGGCGGCAGCGCCUCGCCGGAGCAGCAGCAGCAAGGCCCCAGCAGCGGCGGCAAGGUGGCCGCCCCGCCCGUGCCAGAGCCGCAGGCAGGUGGCGGAGCCACCAUCCGCCACCAUCGCGGCGGCAGCGUGUCGUACCGCGUCAGCAACGAGUGGCAGCAGCCCGCCAUUCGCACAGUCAAGAUGCAGGGCCAGGCACCGGCACCAUCCCCAGCCGACGCCGUGUGCAACAAGUAG